AACAUGAUGUCUUCCAAUGCAUCUCUGUCCACCAACGAGGACAAUGAUGACAUCAUCAUUACCAAGUUUGUCCUCUACACAGUGACCGUUGUGCUCGGCAUCACAGGAAACGCUGUGGUGAUCUGGAUGGCUGGAAUCAAACUUGAGCCAGCAGUCAACAAUGUGUGGCUGGUGAAUCUGGCGAUAGCAGAUCUGAUUUUCUGUUUCACACGAAUCUUCUCCAUCAUCCAGAUGAAGUUAGGACGGUGGCCUUUUGGUCUCUUUCUCUGCCAGUUUCAUGGUUUCUUCAAACACACCAACAUGUUCUGCUCUGUCUUCCUGCUGGCUGUGAUCAGUCUGGAUCGAGUGCUUUGCGUCCGUCAGCCCAUCCUCACGAAGCAUCGACGCACCCUGUUCGCAGCGAGGGUGGUGGCAGUCUGUGUCUGGAUUAUAGCGCUCCUCUUCAGCAUUCCCUACUUCACCUUCCGCAAAAUCUACAUGGACAACAACAACCAAACUAAGUGUAAAAUGGUGUGGGUGGAGAAGCCAAAGGAAAACAAAAACACCAAAGUUGCUCUCUACUCCACGCAAUUCAUAUUCAGCUUCAUAUUUCCCUUUAUGGUCAUUCUCAUCUGUUACAUCCUGGUUGGCCUGGGCCUCCGACGCACUCGCCUGUCAGGGAAAUCUCGGCCCCUUCGUAUAUUAGUAUGUUUGGUCAUUGCCUUCUUCCUGUGCUGGGCGCCUUAUCAGUGCCUUCUAUUAGUAGACAUUGUGUAUAAUGAAAACAAAGUGGUGAAAAAGUGGUACUCUAUAACAAAGAGCAUUGCUUACUUUAACAGCUGUGUGAACCUGUUGUUAUAUUUCUGUAUGGGGCUAAAAGUCAAGGAGGGGUUUAGACAGAAACUCAUGCGAGUUUAUAAAAGGGCUCUGGGAGAUGAUAUGGAUGGCCAGAUGGCUCAGCCAACUGAUCCCUCUUUGGAUUAAAGCUCUGGGUUAAAACAGAGAGUUGGCGAAAAGGAGUGGAUGUAAAUAAAUUUUACCUUUCCCCAGAAAGAUACAUAUCCUUAUACAUAACCAUUAAUAUAAUAUUAAAAUGCCGAAAUAAUUUUUUGCUUCCAUUAUAUGAUCAAAACCAGUAUUUCAGAGUGAAACAUAAAAGGUGGGAAGACUAGAGUAAUGAUAAUCGAUCAAAUUAAAAGAUUUAGCUAAACAGGUGUGUGAACUACCUUCCGCUAAAUCUGUUUCACCAUCACUAUAUUUAAAGUCAAGUCUUAAGAACAGUGAUAAUUUGUUUGUUGUUUAUUUGUUUAUAAUUCCUGAAAGAUUUCAUAUUGACACCAGAAAAUUCACCCUCAACCAUUACAUCUUAUUUUACAUGUUAUAUAUUAUUUUUUUUUCCUUUUUCUUUUGCCUGUUCAUUGUAAUUUCAUCUGUCUGUACUAUAUACUGUAACAACCAUCACUUUUUCUUUUCUUUGUGAGCCAUUUUUGUUCCAACAAAGUUUGCUGAAAAAAAAACUGUGAAUAAUCAAUUUCACAUCUUUUACCCAUGUGUUGAUUCAAUAAUCCACCACAAGAUGGUGAUAACUGGUUUACAACUGUUUCAGU
Oreochromis niloticus (Nile tilapia) is the source of this 1586-nucleotide messenger RNA. Its product is annotated as formyl peptide receptor 2-like. The coding region runs from base 4 to 963 and encodes 319 amino acids. The record is from RefSeq and is a predicted model, not a curated record. The transcript is spliced from 2 exons. Gene Ontology annotation, molecular function: G protein-coupled receptor activity; complement receptor activity. Gene Ontology annotation, biological process: inflammatory response; complement receptor mediated signaling pathway; phospholipase C-activating G protein-coupled receptor signaling pathway. Gene Ontology annotation, cellular component: plasma membrane. Lineage: Eukaryota; Metazoa; Chordata; Actinopteri; Cichliformes; Cichlidae.